GUAUUUUUAUCUAUGGAAGGUAGUCAUUCAUACUUUUCAUUUAAUUUAGAUUCUCUUUGGUUUGGUGCACAUGAGGAGAACAUUUACUUUCUGAGUGUAAAUUGUAUUUAUUUAUACAGUUUAGUCUCCAAAACUCAACUGAAAAUGGCUCUUCACGUACCGAAAGCUCCGGGGGUACCCCAAAUGAUGAAAGAUGGUGCAAGAAUGUUCUCUGGAUUGGAGGAAGCUGUUUACAGAAAUAUUAAUGCUUGCAAACAAUUUGCACAAAGUGUACGUUCUGCCUAUGGCCCAAAUGGUAUGAACAAAAUGAUUAUUAAUCACAUAGACAAACAGUUUAUCACUAGUGAUGCAGGCACUAUCAUACGAGAAUUGGACGUAGAGCACCCUGCAGCUAAGUUGAUGGUUCUUGGAAGCCAGAUGCAAGAUGCUGAAGUGGGUGAUGGUACAAACUUUGUAAUUGUGCUAUCAGGCGCUCUCUUGGAAGCUGCUGAAGAAUUGCUCCGCUUGGGUGUAACCACGAGUGAAAUUGCUGAAGGAUAUGAGAAAGCCAUGGAUAAGUGUUUGGAAAUUCUUCCUGAACUUAUCUGUCACACAAUUAGUGAUUAUAAAGAUAUACCAGCCGUUGUCAAAGGUAUCAGACCUUCCAUUAUGUCUAAGCAGUAUGGAAAUGAAGAUUUUAUUGCUGAACUAGUAGCCAAGGCAUGUGUGGCCAUAUUGCCUGAAAAAACUACUUUCAAUGUUGACAAUGUGAGAAUAUGCAAGAUUCUGGGUGCUGGUCUUUUGCAAUCUGAAGUACUAUCAGGCAUGGUAUUUAAGCGUGAAGUAGAAGGAGACAUCACAGCUGUAAGCCAAGCUAAAGUGGCAGUUUAUUCCUGUCAAGUUGAUAUUACUCAAACAGAAACUAAAGGCACAGUUCUCAUCAAGACUGCAGAUGAGCUCCUGAAUUUUAGUAGGGGAGAAGAAUCUCUUCUGGAAAAACAGAUUAAAGAAAUAGCUGAUGCUGGUGUUAAAGUUAUAGUUGCUGGAGCCAAAUUUGGAGACAUGGCAUUACAUUUCUUGAAUAAAUAUGAGAUUAUGGCAGUCCGUUUGAAUUCAAAGUUUGAUCUUCGCCGUCUCGCCAGAACAGUUAAUGCAACAGUGCUGCCCAGACUAACUACUCCAACAUCUCAAGAGCUUGGUUACUGUGACACUGUAAAAGUGGAGGAGCUAGGAGAUACCAGAGUUGUAGUAUUCCGAAUGGAGAGUGUUGAAUCCCGUAUCUCCACUGUAGUUAUUAGAGGAUCGACAGACAACUAUAUGGAUGAUAUUGAAAGAGCUAUUGAUGAUGGUGUUAAUACCUUCAAGAGUAUUUCCAGAGAUGGACGAUUUGUGCCUGGUGCUGGAGCAACAGAGAUUGAAUUGGCACAGCGACUUCUUGAGUAUGCUGAUAAAUUACCAGGACUUGAACAGUAUGCUGUAAGGAAAUUUGCAGUUGCUUUGGAAAGCAUUCCUCGGGCACUGGCAGACAACUCAGGUGCCAAUGCCACAGAAGUUAUCAAAAACAUCUAUAAAGCACACAAGGAUGGUAAUAAGAAUACUGGAUAUGACAUUGAUUCAGAAAACAAUGGUGUCAUUGAUGCAAAUGAAAAAGGAAUUCUCGAUUUAUACCUCCUAAAGAGUUGGGGUCUUAAGUAUGCUGUUGGUGCAGCUACAACAAUUUUGAAGGUUGAUCAAAUUAUAAUGGCAAAGAGAGCAGGUGGACCUAAACCUAAACAGCAAGCUGGCAGUGAUGAUGAAUCUUAAAUACAUAUAGUUUAUUUAACUUUCAAGGUCAUACGCUAAAACACGCGUAAAAGUAGGUUAGACAGAUGCGCGGGCGCAUGCGGUGAGAAUUCGCUAGCUUAUAUUUUCAAAAUAAUUUCCUAGGUAGUACCAUUUUUUGACAUGACAAAAAAUUACCUAAGUCUAUUAACCCUACUAUUACUUUGUUGGACUACGCGAGUUUUAACGUACACCCUAACCUCAAUAAAAGCUAGGUACUUUAACCCAGUAUUUUAAUGUUAAUGUAACAUUUUUUACAUAAUAAAGCUUUUUAUUUUAUCUUUUAAAUUGGCCAAUGUGCCUUAAUUUUAAAUUUUCUUAAAAACUUAUUUGGCCGAAAUACAAAUAUUUAAUAACAGUAUCUAUUUUUAUUUUAUUUGAAGCUGAAUAAAAUUGAUUGAGUAACACUU
This is a messenger RNA of Chilo suppressalis (striped riceborer), 2210 nucleotides long. The record is from the annotation of a GenBank genome assembly. NCBI's taxonomy places the organism in Eukaryota, Metazoa, Arthropoda, Insecta, Lepidoptera, Crambidae.